AUGCUGUGAGUGAAGCAAUUAAUGAAAAAUUAUUUGAGGUGAUUAGUGUAUCACAGCUAAGUUGGGCUAAAAUGAGCAAAAUUGAGAAAGCUAUAGGCCUUAAUAUUAUAAAAAUUGGUGUCAAAGAUUUCCCAGAUACUUCCAUCAUAGAAUGCAAUGGAUUUAAAUGGGAUAUGGAAAAGGAUAAAGACAAACAAAUGCAGGAUGUCAAAGACUAG
This is a messenger RNA of Racocetra persica, 218 nucleotides long. The record is from the annotation of a GenBank genome assembly. Lineage: Eukaryota; Fungi; Glomeromycota; Glomeromycetes; Diversisporales; Gigasporaceae.